This is a messenger RNA of Leguminivora glycinivorella, 644 nucleotides long. RefSeq names its product general odorant-binding protein 28a-like. Gene Ontology annotation, molecular function: odorant binding. NCBI's taxonomy places the organism in Eukaryota, Metazoa, Arthropoda, Insecta, Lepidoptera, Tortricidae. The transcript has 5 exons. The record is from RefSeq and is a predicted model, not a curated record. Bases 76 to 531 code for a protein of 151 amino acids. Gene Ontology annotation, biological process: sensory perception of smell.
AUUGAGUGGCAGAUAUUUAUGUGAUCAAUACAGGUUUAAUUGUCAGUGUGAAAGGAUCUUUACUCUUUAGAGAUAAUGGCGCGAGUAGCUUUUGUUUUGAUUGUUGCCGCUGUCGCGAACGGUGUGUGGGCUAUAUCAGGCAUCCAAAAGACCGUGAUCCAAGCUGAGUUCGUAACUCGGGGUCUAUCCUGCUUGAAGAGCAAUCCUCUCACCGUGGAAGACAUCAACUCUCUCAGAAUGCUGAAGUUGCCAGAAAGCAACAAUGCUAAGUGCUUCACCGCUUGUCUGUUCAAGAAUAUUGGUAUUAUGGACAACUCAGGAGCCGUAUCAGCUUCGAAUGCCCGGAAAAAUGCGAAGCAAGUCUUUGCUAAUGAUGAAACCAGUCUCAACAACGUCGAGAAGCUUGUCAAGGAGUGCGAGAAAGUGAAUGCUGAAAAUGUGGCAGAUGACAUGGGUUGCGAUAGAGCUGCUCUAGCGUUCGCCUGUUUAACACAGAAAGGAGCUAAGUAUGGCCUUGACCUCAAGUUUUAAGAAAACAACCUAAACUGGACCACCGAAAAGUACAAACAUGACAAGGAUUUAAGGAUAAACGAAUAAAUGUUCCAUGCCCUUCUACUCAAGAGUUUCAUUGCUCCUGAUUCUAA